ACAUCCAUCUCCUGCGCUUCCUGUCAACGCAUUCUUCCUGCCGUGCUCCCCUCGUCCGCAAGUCUCUCCAAAGUCCCCCUUUCAAUCCGUUUCCUUCAUAUUCAUCAUGGCCGACGCGUUGACUGAAGAACAAGUCUCUGAGUACAAGGAGGCCUUCUCUCUGUUUGACAAGGAUGGCGAUGGCCAGAUUACUACCAAAGAAUUGGGAACCGUUAUGCGCUCCCUCGGCCAGAAUCCCUCCGAGUCUGAGUUGCAGGACAUGAUCAACGAGGUCGAUGCCGACAACAACGGCACCAUCGAUUUCCCAGAAUUCUUGACCAUGAUGGCCCGUAAAAUGAAGGAUACUGAUUCCGAGGAGGAGAUUCGGGAGGCUUUCAAGGUCUUCGACCGCGACAACAAUGGAUUCAUUUCUGCUGCAGAGCUGCGUCACGUCAUGACCUCCAUUGGCGAGAAGCUUACCGAUGAUGAAGUGGACGAAAUGAUCCGUGAGGCCGACCAGGAUGGUGAUGGCAGAAUUGACUACAACGAGUUUGUUCAACUCAUGAUGCAAAAAUAAAUGUUCACUGUUCACGACCCAAGUUUGCUUCUUUUUCCCGAGUAUUGCCGGAAAAUGGGUGGAGUAGAGAGGAUUCCUUCCAGUACUUGCCGUCACGAAUCAACUAUCGAGGUUAUAUUGGCCUUUUUUUCCCUUUUUCCAAUCUACUUGGCUGUCACUUUUUAACCUUCUGAAGCAACCAAUGCCUGUGACUUUUGCGAGAGGGCGUUAAGUCGGGUGAGAGGAUAUAACUGUGUUAUGUAUAGGAAACACGUCUUAUUUCCUUGCGCGACUUCUUCCCCUGCUACCUGGAAGGUGCCUUCUCUCUCUGCCCAUUUGUGGUCCGUCAUAUUUCAUAUCUAUGUUCUUUGAUCUAGUGCAUUUAGAUCAUAUUGACUUUUCCUCGUAGCUAAAUGCGCCACAAAUGAUGAACGACUUCUAA
Messenger RNA from Monascus purpureus, 977 nucleotides. The record is from the annotation of a GenBank genome assembly. NCBI's taxonomy places the organism in Eukaryota, Fungi, Ascomycota, Eurotiomycetes, Eurotiales, Aspergillaceae.